Molecule: messenger RNA, 327 nt
Organism: Suillus fuscotomentosus
Lineage: Eukaryota; Fungi; Basidiomycota; Agaricomycetes; Boletales; Suillaceae
Exons: 2
Coding region: 1-327 (108 amino acids)
Source: RefSeq, a predicted model, not a curated record
AUGGCAUCACUUCCAGUGCCUCCACCUCAACUGCCCCUUAUUCCUGGCACCGCCCUGAGAAUGACAUCCAUCGGGCUUGACGUGGACUGCCUGACCUGCGGAAUAGCAGUAACUGUGACAAUAUAUCAGUCCAAUAGGAAUGGCAAUGCUAGUAAGCUAAUGGCACGACAUGGGCCUUGUGGUUUCUUCAAGUGGUUCCCGGAACUGUUCGACUAUCCAGAAAUUCUGGCCUGCAUGCCUCGUUCGUCUUCAAGCCCUCAGCUUUCUGCAGUGCCUGCCCUCUCACAGAGCAAGAGACCCCAGAAGUGUGGCCCUGAUUGUGCAUGA